Messenger RNA from Coniosporium apollinis CBS 100218, 732 nucleotides. RefSeq lists its product as uncharacterized. Gene Ontology annotation, cellular component: nucleus; cytosol. The coding region runs from base 1 to 732 and encodes 243 amino acids. Gene Ontology annotation, biological process: chaperone-mediated protein complex assembly; protein folding. The record is from RefSeq and is a predicted model, not a curated record. Lineage: Eukaryota; Fungi; Ascomycota; Dothideomycetes. Gene Ontology annotation, molecular function: Hsp90 protein binding; protein-folding chaperone binding. The transcript has 2 exons.
AUGGCCUCGGACGUACCCGAGAAGGAGAUGAAGCUCGAUAUCCAGCCGACCAAGCUAACCUUCACGGGCCGCUCCGACACAAAGAAAGUAACCUACCACGUUGAGCUAGAACUCUACGCCGAGAUCGACCCGGCGGAGAGCAAGAUCCACCACUCCGGCCGCGACAUCGAGCUCGUGCUGCGCAAGAAGGAGCUCAAGGAGGAGUACUGGCCGCGCCUGCUCAAGGAGAACAAGAAGGUACACUUCUUGAAGACGGACUUCGAUAAGUGGGUCGACGAGGACGAGCAAGACGCCGUUCCCGACGACGACGACUACAUGAGCCGCAUGGCCGGCAUGGGUGGUGGUAUGGGCGGCAUGGAAGGUAUGGGUGGUAUGGGUGGUAUGGGUGGUAUGGGUGGUAUGGGCGGAAUGGGCGGAAUGGGCGGAAUGGGCGGUAUGGGUGGAAUGGGAGGCAUGGGCGGCGAAGGCGGCUUCGGCGGCAUCGACUUCUCCAAGCUCGGCGCCAUGGGUGGCAUGGGCGGCAUGGGCGGCAUGCCGGACAUGGGCGCCAUGGGUGGAGCUGACGACAGUGACGAUGGAGAGGACGACGACGACAUGCCUGAUCUCGAGGGGGAGGAUCACUCGGUGCCGAAGACGGAGACGGGCAAGGAGGCGGAGAGUAUUCCGGCUGCGACGGGCGAGACAGGCGCGUCGGCUACCAAGACGGGCGCCAAGAUCGAGGAGGUGGAGUAA